Sclerotinia borealis F-4128 is the source of this 333-nucleotide messenger RNA. Lineage: Eukaryota; Fungi; Ascomycota; Leotiomycetes; Helotiales; Sclerotiniaceae. The record is from the annotation of a GenBank genome assembly.
AUGGUGCCUCCAACUCAACUCUCCAUAGCUUCAUCCUGCGUCACCCGUCUCGUCAAGGAAGAAGUAUCAUACCACAAAGAGUUGGUUUCUCAACAGGCACGAUUGAAGAAAUUAGAGGAAGCCACGGAGGAAGAUGAGAACAGAGAGUAUUCUUUGAAGCAAGAGCGCGCCGCAAUCGAAGAAACUAAAGCUGUCUUCCCACCGCUCCGAGAGCGACUCGAAGAUGCUGUAGUUAAGUUGGAAGACAUACUGCACAGAGGGGGCGAUGAGAGAGAUGAGAAUAAGGCCAAAGAGGUUAUUGCGGCAGCGAAGAAAGCUAUUGGUGGAGAUUAA